UGACCACCCGCUUGUUGCAUCCUUUAUAUGAACAUCAAUGACAAAAAACAAAAGAUAUUCUGCACGUCCAAAUCAUGGAGGCUGCAUAUCCGCUGCUCUAAGACAAAAACAUAGGCAGCAUUAGAGGUUUUGGUUUGAAACAUGUUAUUAUUACCCCUAUUAAUAGAGUGUUGCUGUUAGGGCGAUUAUGAGCUUAGGAGGGGAACCCCAGCUCAGAGGGGCCAAGCCACCACUUUUAAUUUUCGUCUACACAUUCUAAUCCGAAAGCCACUCUCAAGUUGAAAACAAGCCAUCUGUUCCUGCCCUCACCUGGCCUACAUUAGCUCCAGCAUACUCCAACUCUGGCUGGCUGCGAGAAAGCAAAUACACGUCCUGCACUGUCAUCAUCACUGUCAUACAGUGGAGUGGAUACAGUAGUGCCACAAUAAGGAGGGAUGCUGUCACGGCAACGGUGGAGAAAUGUAGCGGCAUAUGAGUUAAAAGGCUGUUAACUCACUACUGAGCAGCAUACACAGAGAGAGAGAGAGAGAGAGAGAGCCCCUGCUGUAAGGCUGAAGAUGCAUCUCAGUCAUGUUUUUUUUUUUUUCCUCCUUCGACCUCCAGCCACUGACAACAAAUCCUCCUCGAUUAGUCAACGAUGACAGAAUAGUAAGAAAUAAGGCACACGCAGGCCUUCGGGAUCUGUUUGCAACAUGCAUAAGGUGCGAUGCCCACCCAGUUCAAUACCAAGGACAGCGGUCGACGCGCGGAGAGCCUGACAGCCAUGACAACACAUGCACUACAAAAUGACAGAUUUAUUUCUGCACGGAUGCAUCGUAAGCAGCGACGAGAACCUGCCCCGAAUGACACUGCUGUUUCGGCGUGAGGCAUUAAAUCCUCGGCUAGUAAGCUAGAGACACAAGGGAGUGGCGUUAUCCUGACAACGGAGUAAUAAGUGAGGAGGGGCUGACUGGUGAGAGGAUUUCGUGCUAUAAAAGAGUGCUUCUUUGCGUUGGCCAACCCAAUAUGCGAGUCACUGACCGCUGACAGCCGGCAGCCCGCUCCUGUGUGCACCUGAGGACUAAGACAAGAAAAGGCAGCAUGGAUUUGGUGUCCUCCGUCCUAUCCACCCUCUCUCUUCCACGUAUGUCCCUGCUGGCUCCUGACCCUCCCGUCUCUCCAUCCUCACCAUCUCCCCCUCCUCCUCUGUCUCUGUCUCAGCACUCUGACACUCUGUGUGGCAGCUGCCCACCGUCUGGCUCUGCCCCACAGCCUAACAGCCUCUGGCCUAACAUGCAACAGUCAGGAGGUGGGUUCCCCGCGUGGCCAGGACAGCCCACCCAGCCCUCGCCGUGCUGGACUGGUCAGCCGAACACACCCUGUUGGCCGGGGACACAGCCGGCUCAGGUCCCAGUCCCUGCUCCAAUUGCGGUUUCCACUCCCACUCAAGUCAUAACACCACCCCCAGUACCAACCACAACUAUGGUCCCAACUCCAGCUCAAGUUCCAGCUCAGGUUCAAGCUCCAGUGCAGCCCUGCCAGCCAUGCUGGCCCGGUACCCAAUACCAACCUUUCCAGCCACCAGCUCCCAUUCAAGUUCCAGCUCCAGCUCCAGCUCCAGUUCCAGUUCCAGUUGCAGCACCUGCCGCUGCUACCAGCAUCCACCCAAGUGCACCAGGCUGGCCUGCCCACCCUGGUUGGCCUUACAACCCAGGACAGUCAGGAUGGCCCGGCCAGACUCCAUCUAUCAUGCCUCCACACUGGCUACCACCCACAUCUGGACCUCUAAGCGUGCCGUACAACUUGAACCUCGCCCGAGGGGUGUAUGAUAAAAUGAUGAUGACCAUCUUGGGCCACGUUAAGCCUAAUGCUAAAAUGUUUACAGUGAACUUUCUGAGAGGCAACGACAUUGCCUUUCACAUCAACCCCCGCUUCACUGAGGGGGGGAAACAGGUUGUGGUUCGCAACCACAAACUGGGUGAGCGCUGGGGCCCAGAAGAGAGGGACCUGAAGGGGCCGUUCCCUUUUGCUCUCGGGAGCCCUUUCGAGAUGAAGAUCCUGUGCACUCCUGAAGCCUUCAGGGUGGCGGUCAACAACAUCCCGCUGUUUGAGUUCGCUCACCGCGUCAGAGAGCUCAACCGGAUCGACAGAAUCAACAUCUUACAUGAUGUCGUCCUCACCUACGUCAACGUGGAGACGCUUCCCUGAGAAACACGUUGUUAUCAGAGCGUGAUUUUGUGUAUACCAAUGUUUUGUCGAUGCAGCAAAAACACAUUACACAUCGUAGAUAUGCUGAAGCCUGCAGGAACUAAAACUUUACAAUUAAUUUAUCACGAUACUUAGAAACAUGUUGGUGUGUUAGAUGUUAUUAAUAAAGACAUGAGCUGAGCUCAUUCUAUAAUAAGAAGCUCAAAUGACUCCCUGUGCCUAAUCUAUUAAUACACAUAUGCAUUUAUUUUAAACUAUGAAGGAAUGCUAAUUCUACUUCAGUAUUUAUUGUGCACAAUAUAUUCUUUAACAUUAAAAAGCUACUAACAGAUAAUUAUAUAAUUGAGAAUUAUACAUGUUUUAGUGUUGUUAAGUGAAAGCAAAUGACGUCUAUAAGACUGUUAACUGUAGUGAUACUUGAAUAAAAUGUAAGAAAUCCAA
This is a messenger RNA of Mugil cephalus (flathead mullet), 2628 nucleotides long. RefSeq names its product galectin-3-like. The record is from RefSeq and is a predicted model, not a curated record. Bases 1081 to 2187 code for a protein of 368 amino acids. Gene Ontology annotation, cellular component: immunological synapse; nucleus. The transcript has 7 exons. NCBI's taxonomy places the organism in Eukaryota, Metazoa, Chordata, Actinopteri, Mugiliformes, Mugilidae. Gene Ontology annotation, biological process: negative regulation of endocytosis; monocyte chemotaxis; negative regulation of extrinsic apoptotic signaling pathway. Gene Ontology annotation, molecular function: IgE binding; laminin binding; carbohydrate binding.